This is a messenger RNA of Pteronotus mesoamericanus, 768 nucleotides long. It is a transcript of the gene RNF229, whose product is annotated as RING finger protein 225. The record is from RefSeq and is a predicted model, not a curated record. The transcript is spliced from 2 exons. Gene Ontology annotation, molecular function: ubiquitin protein ligase activity. Gene Ontology annotation, biological process: protein localization to mitochondrion; protein autoubiquitination; protein K29-linked ubiquitination. Gene Ontology annotation, cellular component: endoplasmic reticulum membrane. Bases 1 to 768 code for a protein of 255 amino acids. Lineage: Eukaryota; Metazoa; Chordata; Mammalia; Chiroptera; Mormoopidae.
AUGGGCAUCGGGGAGCUCUCCCAGCCGCCCACGCCCAGACAGUGCAGGAGUCGGGCCCUGCUGGGCCCUGAGCUCCUGCACCCACUGGACCGAGUGCCGGCCGAGGAAACGCUGGGCAGCCAGGCCCCUGGGAGCCCCCAGGGUGCCCGGGGGCCGGACAGUGUGCCCCUGCUGGGGGCCACAGCCACAGCCCGCCCCGGGGCUGGGCGCCCGGGGUGGGGAGAGGACGCGGAGGCAGAGGCAGAGGCAGCGGAGGAGUGCCCCAUCUGCACAGAGCCCUACGGGGCGGGGGGGCGCCGCCUGGCCCUGCUCAACUGUGGCCACAGCCUGUGCGCGGGCUGCCUGCAGCAGCUGCUGGGCACGGCCCCCAGCGCCGACCUGGGCCGGGCGCGCUGCCCACUGUGCCGCCAGAAGACACCCGUGCUCGAGUGGGAGAUCUGCCGGCUGCAGGAGGAGCUGCUGCAGGCCGACGGCCCCCCGCGGCCCCCCAGCCCCGUGCCCCCCGCGCCCCUCGCCCGCGGUCCCGGGCCCUGGGCUGCCCUGGAGCGCCGCUACCAGCUGCGCUUUCUGGCAGCGCCCGUGGGCGGCCGGGGCUGCCCGCCCUGCCUGCCCGCCCGGCUCUGGGCCCUGCGGGAACGGGGGCCCUGUGCCCGCCGCCUGGCGCUGCUGGGGCUGCUGACCCUCGAGGUGCUGGGGCUGCUGCUCCUGCUCACGCCGCUGGUGUUGCUGGGACUGCUGCUCAGGCUGCUGGCGCGCGCUCGCCGCUGA